AUGAAGUGGGAGGCCUGCAAGAUACCAGUAUUGUGGUGCAUAUUCGUCCAUACUGUGGGGGUCACCCAACGGCCCAUCACCCCUCCUCACCAUCCCUCCAUCACCCCAGCUAAGGCCCCCAACUCCACCCACCCAUGUCGCAGUGUUGUCGCACCACAUCAAUCGACAUCAGUUCAACAUCUGCAACAUGUUCAGGGCUGCACACAUUGGGGUGAUGGCAGGCACCGUUUUCGGAGUCAGUCACAUUGUGUCCUUUGUUCUUCGACGUGA
This is a messenger RNA of Laccaria bicolor S238N-H82, 270 nucleotides long. RefSeq lists its product as uncharacterized. The transcript has 2 exons. Bases 1 to 270 code for a protein of 89 amino acids. NCBI's taxonomy places the organism in Eukaryota, Fungi, Basidiomycota, Agaricomycetes, Agaricales, Hydnangiaceae. The record is from RefSeq and is a predicted model, not a curated record.